This is a messenger RNA of Scomber japonicus (chub mackerel), 1650 nucleotides long. Its product is annotated as polypeptide N-acetylgalactosaminyltransferase 6-like. The coding region runs from base 1 to 1650 and encodes 549 amino acids. Lineage: Eukaryota; Metazoa; Chordata; Actinopteri; Scombriformes; Scombridae. The transcript is spliced from 10 exons. The record is from RefSeq and is a predicted model, not a curated record. Gene Ontology annotation, cellular component: Golgi apparatus.
AUGUACAAAGCAUUGCCACAAUCAUCAAACCAUCAUGCCUGUGGUCAACCUGGAUUUUACAGUAAACAGGAACUCAAGCCUCACCUUCAGAGGCCUCUCCAGGAUCCCAGGGCACCGGGCGCAAAUGGUAAAGCCUUCGUGUCAAGCUGGAUGACUUCUGAGGAGCAAAAAGAGAAGUUACGUGGAUUCAUUAAAAACCAGUUCAACCAGUUUGCCAGUGAUCAUAUCUCCGUGCACCGUGAUCUGGGGAAAGACACUCGACACCCAGAUUGCUUGGAACAGAAGUUUUGCCAUUGUCCUGGCCUCCCCACCACCAGCGUGAUCAUCGUGUUUCAUAAUGAGGCCUGGUCCACUCUGCUGCGGACCGUCUACAGUGUCUUACACACAGCUCCUGCUGCCCUGCUCACAGAGAUCUUACUGGUGGAUGAUGCCAGCACAGAUGAUCACUUGAAGACUCGCUUGGAUGAAUAUGUGCAGCAGCUGAAUAUAGUGCAUGUGUUACGUCAGAGAGAGAGAAAAGGCUUAAUCACAGCCAGACUGUUGGGGGCACAGGCUGCACAAGGAAAGGUCCUCACCUUCCUGGACUCCCAUUGUGAAUGCUUCCCUGGAUGGUUGGAGCCUCUUUUAGCUCGGAUAGCAGAAAAGCCUACUGCUGUGGUGAGCCCAAAAAUCACCAUUAUUGACCGAGAUAACCUAAAGUUUAGUAAACCACAUCAUGAACCCUAUCACAUUCGAGGGAAUUUUGACUGGAAUCUCAAAUUUGGAUGGGAGAUUGUCCCUGAAGAGGAGGAGGAGCAAAGGCAGAAGGAAACACAGCCUAUCCGAACCCCUACCUUUGCUGGUGGUCUUUUCUCUAUAUCCAAAUCAUACUUUGAGCAUAUUGGGAGUUAUGAUGACCAGAUGGAGUUCUGGGGAGGGGAGAAUUUGGAAAUGUCUUUCAGGGUCUGGCAAUGUGGAGGUCAGCUGGAGAUUAUUCCUUGUUCUGUUGUAGGGCACAUUUUCCGCACAAAAAGCCCCCACACUUUCCCCAAAGGUGUCUCUGCGAUCACCCGCAACCUGGUCCGCUUGGCCGAGGUCUGGAUGGACGACUACAAAUGGAUCCUCUAUCGUGCAAAUAGAAAGGCUGCUUACAUAUUUAAAGAGAAUUUAUUUGGAAAUAUUACUGCACGUCAUAAACUCAGAGAGAGAUUAAAGUGCAGGAACUUCUCUUGGUACCUGAAGAAUAUUUACCCAGAGGCCUACGUGCCUGACAUCAGGCCUGUCAUACACGGACAGUUGCAAAACACUGGUUGGAGGUGCUGUCUGCAUGUGAAAAAGAAAACUAAGAAAGUGAAACCAGUUAAAAUGUUAAAAUGCAACAGUGAAUGUGCAGCGCAGCAUUUUGAGUACACAUCCCAGAAAGAGCUACGGCUCAGCACUGGCAUGUUUGAGUUGUGUUUACAUGCGACCCCUGGAAGAGCUCUGGUGUCUCUAGAACGGUGUCAGCUGAGGGGGAAAGUAACCAAAGCCACCCCUGAACAAGUAUGGAUCUUCACACAGACACAUCUGAAGAACCCCUCAUCAGGAAAAUGUUUGACAAUAGUAAGAGGAAUCGUGAUGGUGACUACCUGCAAAUCCACCAGUGUCGGUCAAAGCUGGGACUUCAUCUGA